Penicillium daleae is the source of this 300-nucleotide messenger RNA. RefSeq lists its product as uncharacterized. The coding region runs from base 1 to 300 and encodes 99 amino acids. NCBI's taxonomy places the organism in Eukaryota, Fungi, Ascomycota, Eurotiomycetes, Eurotiales, Aspergillaceae. The transcript has a single exon. The record is from RefSeq and is a predicted model, not a curated record.
AUGUUCAAGAUUCCCCCUCCCCGUCAGUUCCUCGUCCUUUCAGCCACUAGCUCAGCUCCCUUCGACCCGAGCCACAAGUUCCUCGUCUUAUCUCCUACCGAGUCUGGCCCCGACUCUCGUCUCUACGAUGAGCAGGCCGUGACCGAGUCCGCUACGGACGAGCACCAGCAGGAGCUGCAUCGCUCCAACAGCUCCUCUUCCAGCUCUUCGGAGGACUCUCAGGUUGACGAUCUUACUGCCAACUUACCAAGUGGCUUCCUUUUCCUGGGCCACACCAGGGGUCGCCGCGCCUCCCAGUGA